UGUUGUUCCAGUUGUAGCGACAGAGCAGCUGCACAAUCCGGCGACUCUUUAGGGAAGGGUUGGAAUUUUUUUUGAUUAUUAACUGAUCAUAAGUAAACCUGUUGUAUCACAGACAAAGACUGGAGCAAACUAAACUUUUCCUUCUGUGCGCACCAACUUCUGAUUUUUGACUUUUGACUUCUGCGCAUCUUUUCCAUCAACUUUUCAUCUGGAUUUAAACCACGCAAGCAGAACAUCCAGGUGCAUUACGGUUUGAGGACUGAGACCUUUAAAGAUCAGGAUCAUUACAGCCAGGAUGAUGAUCUGUGGCCUCCACACUCUGCUGUUGUUGGGAGCUCAGCUGGUCCUCUCAGUCCGGGCCCUGACUGUCCCUACAAGCCAAAACAACUUCUUCUACCAUGACUUCCUCAAAGGAAAUAGCAAAAAAGAAAUUCAUUUCAGAGGUGUGAAGCUCCAUGUGGACUCUGCUCAGCCAUCAGUGUUUGCAGUCAGAGGGGGAAAUGCCACCAUGCCAUGCAGGUUUUGGCACGAGCCUGAGCUGAGCUCACCAAGGGAAGUCCGGGUUAAGUGGUCCUGGCUACCUGCUGCUGGGGGAGAUGAGACAGACGUGCUGGUGUCCAUUGGCUCCCGUGUUCGAAGUUUUGGAGACUUCAGGGGUCGUGUACAGCUCAGACAGGAUUUCCCAGGAGAUGCUACACUCAUGGUGACUAAACUCCAGCUGAAUGACACAGGCCGCUAUCGCUGUGAGGUGGUGGACGGAUUGGAGGAUAAGAGCUCUACAGUUGAUCUGGAGCUACAAGGGGUGGUGUUUCCCUACCAGCACCCUCGUGGUCAUUACCACCUGAGCUUCCUGGGAGCCCAGCAGGCCUGCAAGGAGCAGGACUCAACACUGGCCACCUUCACACAGCUCUUUCAGUCCUGGAAGGAGGGCCUGAACUGGUGUAACGCAGGCUGGCUGGCUGAUGGGACAGUGCAGUACCCCAUCACCCGUCCUAGAGUGCCCUGCGGGGGGCACAGCCUCGCCCCGGGUGUACGAAGCUACGGCAGACGGCACCGUCACCUGCAUCGCUAUGAUGUCUUCUGCUUCUCCUCUUCACUACGAGGGAAAGUCUACUAUCUUCAGCCCUCUCACAAGAUGAAUCUGACAGAGGCUCAGCAGGUGUGUCAGGAGUACGGAGCGGAGAUUGCCAAAGUCGGACAGCUCUACGCUGCCUGGAAAUUAAGAGGGUUGGAUCACUGUGCCGCCGGCUGGCUGGCAGACGGAAGCGUCCGGUAUCCCAUCACCAGGCCACGGCGAAACUGUGGCCCCUCUGAGCCCGGGGUGCGCAGCUUUGGCUUCCCACCUGCUCAGCACAAGCACGGAGUCUACUGCUAUGAGUCAGAUGAUGAAUGAACAUACAUCUCCCUCUUCUAUGAGCUCAGAAAUGCAAAGUUAACACUUUUUUUGAGGUAAUAACAGAUCAUUUUAUAUCUUCAUGCCUCUAAACAUUAUUCAGACCUGGUUGUAGACAGUGUUAAUGCAGCACAAGUAGACAUUUGUUUAUUUUUUAAGAUUGUUUUCACCGCUAUCGUAUUGAGUGACAAUGAAGAUACAGAUAGGAAACAUGACAGGAAAAAAGUUUCUCAGCUGUAAAUCAAGUGAAAAGGUUAGGAACCACUUGUAUCAACCUUUUUUAAAACUAUUAUAUCUACAGUAAGUCAUUGAAGUUUUCUAUUUAGAUUAUUGUUAGAUGAUUGUCACUGACAGUUCUACUGUAUAUCCAUGUGUCUCAGGUGAUUUCCACAGUAAGGCAGGUGUUGGAAAUGUAACUUAUUUUUGGUGAAACAAAUGCCUUUCCUAACCAUUAAAAUCCUUGUACAAAAGUACCAUCUCUCUCUCUCUGCACACAAAUGUUACACCCACAUACACACAACUUCAACAACACAGCUGUGAAAGAAAACAUGGCAGGAGGUUUAUCGAUACAGUAGAUUUAUUUGAAUAAAAAACAAUUCGUAAUAUAUUUCAGGCUUUA
Larimichthys crocea (large yellow croaker) is the source of this 2012-nucleotide messenger RNA. RefSeq names its product hyaluronan and proteoglycan link protein 3. Gene Ontology annotation, cellular component: synapse; perineuronal net. Gene Ontology annotation, biological process: glial cell differentiation; skeletal system development; cell adhesion. The transcript is spliced from 6 exons. NCBI's taxonomy places the organism in Eukaryota, Metazoa, Chordata, Actinopteri, Sciaenidae. Gene Ontology annotation, molecular function: hyaluronic acid binding. The record is from RefSeq and is a predicted model, not a curated record. The coding region runs from base 296 to 1393 and encodes 365 amino acids.